This is a messenger RNA of Prunus armeniaca (apricot), 423 nucleotides long. NCBI's taxonomy places the organism in Eukaryota, Viridiplantae, Streptophyta, Magnoliopsida, Rosales, Rosaceae. The record is from the annotation of a GenBank genome assembly.
AUGUUUCGGGUUUAUAAGUGCUUUCUCCCUGAGGUAGCAGUGGGAUAUGAGGAUCCCAGAGUGCAAGUACACAUAUCAAAUGGAGUUGAGUUCAUGGAGACUGUUCCUCAAGGCACAUAUGAUACCAUCAUGCUUGAUGCUUUCCAAAACAUGGGUCCUACAUCAAAAAAACUUUCUGACAUCUUCUUGGAAUCGGUUGCAAGGGCUCUUCGCCCCGGCGAUGUUAUGUCUACCCCGGCAGACAGCUUCUGGGAUAAAGACUUUGUUCACUGUGCAGAUACCAUAGCAAACUGCCGCAAAAUAUUUAAGGGCUCUGUCAACUAUGCCUGGACAACAAUUCAUGCAUAUGAAAGGCAAGAGUGGGAUAAUGGGGUUCAUGCUGUGCGCCACCGGUCGACUUUAAAGAUCCCAUCAAUCAGUUAA